AUGGAUGCGGAGUCCAGAAGACUAAUUGACUGGAUGAAGAAAGGUGUGUAUGAUGCUCUACAGAAGAAAUAUCUCAGGACACUAAUGUUCUGUGUGUGCCAGACAAUUGAAGGGCCAGUCAUUGAAGAAUAUUCAUAUGGAUCCCCUCACACAAAUGACCACUUCCGACCAGUCCAGGCCAUUUCUCUUGGCGUUCAAGCCGGGACUCAUCCUUGGAUGUUAUAUGAUAUUAUAUCAAAUGCUGCAGGAAACUCAUGGAUUUUCAAGAAUUACAUCCCCUAUCUAUUACAGGGGAAGAAAAUCAAGGAUGAUUUCCUUAACACUUCAGUUCAAGAUUUGGGGACUGUUUUAGACACAGCCAAACAUGCAGAUGCAAAUGGUCUUGAUGGUUUAAAGGUGGGUCGUUCCGGAAGGUUUGGGUAUCUUAGGUUGGCUGUGAAUUUGAUAACCUUUGAAGACAGAUUUAACCUGUAUCAGAUUGAGCAGGAGCUUGGAACCGAAAUCAAACCUGCUGCCUUCAUCAUAUACAUACUAUCAUCUUCAUCUUGGUCAAAAGGAGCAAAGGAUGAUAGCAGAUUACCUUUUGAGAAAGAGUACUUGGAGUGCAAUUUACCUUUUGAGCCGUUUGGUUCGGACAUGCCAUACACUGCUAUACAGUUCAUGGUUCUGCAAAAAGUGAAAACUUUUGCUUCUGGGUCAUCUAAGUCAUAUGCUGAAGGAGAUGGGAAUGAGUCUAAUUCAACCAUUUCUUCUGAGUCUGAUGUUAAUGGAGUUGUUAAUGAAGAAUCCCAAAGACAAAACAACAAAAGAUCAGAGAUGAGAAUGCUUGGGUGCUAA
Molecule: messenger RNA, 837 nt
Organism: Lactuca virosa
Lineage: Eukaryota; Viridiplantae; Streptophyta; Magnoliopsida; Asterales; Asteraceae
Source: the annotation of a GenBank genome assembly